AAGGAAGGAAAGCAAACAGAGAGCACGAACCAAAGAGCGGCGACCUCCGGACCCCGGCACCACCGCCACUGCGGCCCAAAGGUCGCCCGGCGGACCUUGGCCACCGGCCGCGGUGCGCUGCUGGCCAUGGCGGUGCUGCCGGCCCUGGUGGCCCUGCUGGCCGUGCUGCUGGUGCUGGUUCCGCUGGCCGCAGCCCGCUGGGUGCCAUUCCUGCGCGAGGACCUGGCGUUCUUCGCCACCAUGGCGCGGUCAUCGCUGCGCUGCCGCCGGCGCCUGGCCGGCCGGCCGGCCACCACCCUGCUGGACGUGUUCCGGCAGCACGCCCGGCUCCGGCCGCGCCGGCCGCUGCUGCUCUUCCAGGACGAGGUCUACACCUUCGAGGACGUCGAGCGCCGCAGCAACCGCGCCGCGUGGGCGCUGUGGCGGCGGCUGGGCCUGCGCGGCGGCCGCACCGUGGCCGUGUUCCUGCCCAACGAGCCGGCCUACCUGUGGACGUGGCUGGCCUUGGCCAAGCUGGGCUGCCCCAUGGCUUGUCUCAACUGCAACGUCAGGGGCCGGGCGCUGCGGCACGCGCUGGAGGCGGCCGAGGCCACCGUGCUGCUGGCCAGCCCUGAGCUCCGCGAGGCCGUGGAGGAGGUUCUGCCCGAGCUGCGGCGCGCCGGCGUGGCCGUGUUCUACAUGAGCGCGGCGUCGCCCACGCCGGGCGUGGAGGCGCUGCUGCCCGCCAUCGAGGCGGCGCCCGAGGAGCCGCCGCCCGCCGAGCACCGCGCCGGCGUCACCGCCAGCUCCAGGGCCAUGUACAUCUACACCUCGGGCACCACCGGAGCCACCUGUGUCCUGCGGUCCAAGUUCUCGGCCUCUCAGUUCUGGCCCGACUGCCGCCGCUACAACGUCUCCGUCAUCCAGUACGUGGGCGAGCUCAUGCGCUACCUGUGCAACACGCCCCAGCGCGCCGAUGACCGGGAGCACGGCGUGCGCAUGGCCCUGGGCAACGGCCUGAGGGCCGAGGUGUGGAAGGAGUUCCUGCGGCGCUUCGGGCCCGUGGCCGUCUGGGAGUUCUACGGAGCCACCGAGGGCAACGCCGGCUUCAUCAACUACACCGGCAAGGUCGGCGCCGUGGGCAGGGCCAACCGGUUCAUCAAGCUCUUCGCGCCCUUCGAGCUCAUCAGGUACAACGUGGAGCAGGACGAGCCCGUGCGCGACGAGCGCGGGCUCUGCAUCCCCACCAAACCCGGUGAGACGGGGCUGCUGGUGAUGAAGAUCACCAAGAACACCCCGUUCCACGGCUACGCCGGCGACUCGCAGAAGACCGAGAAGAAGAUCCUCAGGGACGUCUUGGCCAAAGGCGACGCCUUCUUCAACAGCGGCGACCUCCUCAUGAUGGACAGCCAGAGGUUCAUCUACUUCCAGGACCGCGUCGGGGACACCUUCCGGUGGAAAGGGGAGAACGUGGCCACGACGGAGGUGGAGGCCACGCUGGGCUUGGUGAGCUUCAUCCAGGAGGUCAACGUCUACGGCGUGGCCGUGCCGGGGUGCGAGGGCCGCUGUGGCAUGGCCGCCGUGCGCCUCAAGGACGGGGCCACCUUCGACGGUGACAAACUCUACGCCUUCACGCAGGACACGCUGCCCGCCUACGCCGCCCCCCGCUUCAUCCGCAUCCAGGAGGCGCUGGAGAUCACGGGCACCUUCAAGCAGUGCAAGAGCAACCUGGUCAAGGAGGGCUUCGACCCCGGCCUCGUGCGCGACCGCCUCUUCCUGCGCGACGCCGCGCGCCGCUCCUACGUGCCGCUGAGCGCCGCCGCCUUCCAGGACAUCCAGCGCGGCAGGAUCGCGCUCUAGCGCCCGCGGUAAUUAGCACAGGCUAAUUAAUGGCUAAUCAGGAACUUUGGGGAGUAAGGACUUGGACUUGGUGGAAAUUAAAUCCGUAAUUCCCA
Messenger RNA from Passer montanus (Eurasian tree sparrow), 1934 nucleotides. RefSeq names its product very long-chain acyl-CoA synthetase-like. Bases 127 to 1839 code for a protein of 570 amino acids. Gene Ontology annotation, cellular component: endoplasmic reticulum. NCBI's taxonomy places the organism in Eukaryota, Metazoa, Chordata, Aves, Passeriformes, Passeridae. Gene Ontology annotation, molecular function: long-chain fatty acid transmembrane transporter activity; long-chain fatty acid-CoA ligase activity. The transcript is spliced from 9 exons. The record is from RefSeq and is a predicted model, not a curated record.